ACAGACAAGCAAGUCAAGCGUUCGCAUCAAAUACCGCCAAAAUGCGCACGUACGACGACUCCUUCUCGGGCCAGAGAAUCUACCCUGGAAAGGGUAAGCUCUACGUCCGCGGUGACUCCAAGACUUUCCGUUUCCAGAACAGCAAGUCCGAGUCGCUGUUCCUCCAGCGCAAGAACCCCCGCCGCAUUGCCUGGACCGUCCUCUACCGUCGCCAGCACCGCAAGGGCAUCUCUGAGGAAGUUGCCAAGAAGCGCACCCGCCGCACCGUCAAGGCCCAGCGUGCCAUCGUCGGUGCCUCCCUCGAUGUGAUCAAGGAGAAGCGCAGCCAGCGUCCCGAGGCUCGCUCCGCCGCCCGCGCGGCGGCCAUCAAGGAGAGCAAGGAGAAGAAGCAGGCCGACGCCGCGGCGAAGAAGGCCGACAAGGCCAAGAACGCCGGCCUCGCCUCCAAGGGCCAGACCAGCCGCAUCUCGAGCAAGCAGGGCUCCAAGGGCGCGCAGGCCAAGGUCCAGGCCAACACCCGCUAAAUGCUUUUUCGGAGUAGGGUUUUGAGUCGCGGAUUGUGGAAGCUGGAAUGGUAAUUCCGGGCGGAGGAGGGGCUGGGACGGGCGCCGUGGACAGAUGAAAAACGGGCAGAGGAUUCAAUCCCCCAAGCCCACCCCCCGGAUGGAACUUGACGAAAGGCAGGAGUCGAGGUUCUUUGUGUCUUACACGGCUGGUUCUCUACACACAUCUCGGUAGCACGGAAUUGCAUGAAAGUCCCACGGGAUAAAUC
Molecule: messenger RNA, 772 nt
Organism: Verticillium alfalfae VaMs.102
Lineage: Eukaryota; Fungi; Ascomycota; Sordariomycetes; Glomerellales; Plectosphaerellaceae
Product: 60S ribosomal protein L24
Exons: 4
Coding region: 42-524 (160 amino acids)
Biological process (GO): cytoplasmic translation
Cellular component (GO): cytosolic large ribosomal subunit
Molecular function (GO): mRNA binding; structural constituent of ribosome
Source: RefSeq, a predicted model, not a curated record